UUCUAAGGUGCUCGCCAUAUGCGUAGCGCCCAGUCAGUAGCUGUUGACGCGUUUGGCUAAUAAUAAUAACAAAUAUGACGCCAGUGCGAGUCAGUUGACUGGAGAAUAAAUAAAAGAGAACAAAAAGCUGCUAAAAGUUAUAAAAGAGCAGAUAAAACAACAGGCAAAUAAUGCCCGAGGCUCGUUUCACGGCCAGUCGCAGCAAACAUCUGAAUAAAAAGUGAAGUCCAUUAAAAUGAAAGAAAAUAUCUGAGAAAAACUCAAGACACAAAGUGCACUCGGAAAAGAAAGGAAAAUAUAAGAGUAAACGGAGAACUCAACAUUCGCUCGUGAAUCGCAAUUUAAUUACGCGCAACAAAACAAAACUAAGAACCCAAAGUCCCUGAUAAGAUAAGACCGCGCAGAACUGAGCAGCCAGCCAAAGGCGUUGCAAGUGCCGCUGCAGCAACUGGAGGCGCCCCAAACAACAAACAGGCAAACAGACAAAUCGCGAGACGGAAGUCAGCGCAUUAGGCAUCAGCUGUCAGCCGUGGGACGUGAGCGCAUUGCAAUCAAAAUCAACGCCAGUUAUUGGCCGUGCCCAUGUCGAUGCUGAUAGUGCGCCUUGAUGGGCAAGUGUGUCUCCCGGCAGAGCUCUCAAGCACAUCAUCAAUCUGUGCUGACAAUCGCCCUGUCCCAGCAAGAUUUGGCCCAGGCCCACAAAAUAUGGCAACAGUUGACAGCGAGUAAUGAAUAUAUAGCCACAACAGAAUCAGAAGCAGCAGCAGCAGCACCAGCAGCAGCCCCAACAGAUGAGCCGCCAUUUUAUUACCAUGUGGUGAGCCGCAGCCAGCGGGAGCUGAAGCUGGCGGAGGCUGGGCAGGAGGAGGAGCAGCUUUCAUUGAAGACAACUGCUGUGCUGCACAUUGAGUCUGUCUACAGCCAUUUGGAUGCCCAGGCGGAAUCGGAUGCGAAUGGCAAUGUUAUUGGCGGCGCGCUGACAGGCAACGCAUAUGCCACUUGCCAGGAAUUUUUACUGCAGGAACUGGUCCAGACACUCGACGAGUAUCAAGCGAAUGCCACAACCCCGUGGCCGCCAGAUAACAGUCGAAGGCCAGCAGCCUGCCAGCUGCCUGCCAGCGAUAUCGAGAACGAGCUACACUUUCAUGAGCUACAUAAGGGCCAAGCGGAGAGCAAGAAGCAUGGCAGCAAGGCUGGCCGACGCCAGCAGGAGCUGGGCGAACAGCAGCAGCUGCCACACACCAAAGGCACCGCCAUGUCCUUUGGCUUUCGCAAGAAGCUCAAUGGUACGCCCAAAAAGUUCAAGAAACUGCUCGAGGGCAGCAGCAGCGGCGGCGAAACGCCACAGACAGACACAAAGGACGACAAUGGCAAUGCAGCUCCUGUUCAGUUCGAGAAAGUGGGCGUUGCGGCCCAAAAGACAAAUGCGUCCAAUCGCACAGGUGCGGCUGGCAAGCGUUUUGGCUAUCGCGGCGCCGUGCCACGCCCCGCCUCCGCAAGCCUCACAACGGCCACAAACACGACCAGCGGCAGCGAGGAUGCCGACGAGGCAACGGCCAACGCUCAGAACAACAACUGCAACAGCAACAGCAACAGCAACAGCAACAGCAACAACAACAGCAACAGCAACAGCAACAACAACAACACCAGCAACGUGCUGGUGAGCAAUCUGAAACGUCGCUCCAAGAGCGCACACGCGGGCCGCAGCAUUGAUGGCGAGCCAAAAAUAGCCCAGCCCAAGACGCUGACGUUCAAUCUGAACCAGAACACAACCAUCGAGUAUCAGCGCCGUCAGUUCUUUGGCGAGAUUCCGGAUGAGGCAAACGGCGCAGCCAACGCACGGCCGCGCUACAACUACAAUAAUCUGGCCAAUAUGCAUGCCAAUGUGAUCGUUCGACCCACGCCACGUGCUGCUCCGGCUAGCUUUGCCAAAUUCACCUUGCAAACUGUCAGCUUGCCACGGCCCGAGUAUCCGGUGGCCAUUAGUCUGACGGCAACCACGCCCACCACGCCCAGCAGCAGCGUGCAGAGCCCCGUGCCGGCGCACUCGACGGGCGCUCGAGCCAAGGACGUGGCCAGCAGCUCCGCCAGGCAGCAUCCGUUGACCUCGAUACACGCACAGCCCAGCAGCCGGCAGCUGGACCAGAAGAGCGUCAAGCAGCUGACCAACAAUUCGACCCGGCGCGGCUUCUCGGGCAGCCGCGAGAUCAGCGCCGAUUCGGGCAUUGCCAGCAUGGACAUGGCCGUUGACUCCGGCAGCAGCUCCGGCGGCAGUGCGUCCAGCUCGAAGCGCAGUCGCAGCCGGCCGCGCAAUCUGCAGAUGGUCAUGAGCGGCCGACACACAUUCGAGGUGCGCGACGUGGACGAUCCGCCCUCGAGUGAGUCCAACUCGUUUGUGGAGACCUUGGCGCUGCCCAAGCUGCCCACGGACAACAGCCAGACGACGCCGCUGCCGCUGCUCGGACUCGUACGCUCCAAUACAGUGCUCAGCCGCGAGAGCUACGAGCGCCGACAGGCGACUGCCGAGCAGGACGCCAAUGCCAGCCAAACGCCGGAGACACCGCCCAAGCCCAAGGCCAGUGGCUCCGAUGACAGCGAGAACGUGGACGAGGAGAAGCUCUACCUGGACUCGUCCACCUCCGAGAAGAGUGCCAAACAGCAGAGCCACAGCCACACGUCCUCCAUGUCCUGGCGUUGCCAGGCGGGCGAGUCUCUGGCAGCCAAGGACUGCAGCAGCAUGAGCCUCACGAGCAGCGACACACAGGCGCCCACCAAGGCGGAGGACAUGUCCCUGGGCCUAGACGACAUCAGUCUCAUCAAUACGGAGAUGCAAUUCAGCACGUUGUCUUCAAUGACGGAAGCGGCUGGCCAGGCCAACGGCAGCGGCGCAGCUGGACAGGAACACUUGCUCAACAUGCACAUUGUGGACAAUCGGGAGGCGAUCGUGGUGCGGCUGCCCAACGAGCGUCCGCGCUCCUUUAACAAUGCGCUCAAUGAAUCGAAGUUUGCGGAGCUGGCGCUGGCAAAUAGCAGCUGCUUGCUGCUGGAUGACGAGACGUCGCCCACGGACAGCCUGGUGAGCAGCACCGAGGAGUCGGAGGAGGCGGGCGGCAAGCUCAAGAAGCACAAGCUGAAUGCCGAGCUGCAGCAGCGCGUGAACGAUGUGGACAUUGAUGAUAUUUCGCCGGUGCUGGAGCUGGAACUGGAUCCAGCUAGUCACAGUCCCGUCUCACCGGGCACGCCCACGCACGCCUCCCACUCGCUGUCGCUGGGCUCGGACUGCGGCAAUCUGAUCGAUGACGAGAUUGCCGAUCAGCCGGCGCUGCUGUGCAACAGCGAGGCACCGGAGCAUGCCACCGACACUCCCACACUGAUGGAGACCCACACAACCGGAUCGAUGCGUUCGCUCAAAAGCCAGUCGAAGGCGCGCACAGCGCUGCAGCAGGCUAUUGAGCUGAGUCUACGAACUCCAGCAGCGGUGCGACGGGCGGUGCUCGAGAGCGCCGAGUCCCUGGACACGUUGUCGCCCUGCGAGUCCAUCUGCUCUGACGACUUGAUGAUGGACUUCGAUAUGAACAGCAGCGUGGACUCCAUCGAUCGACCCGUCUCGGUGCGCAGUCGCAGCGGCUCCGACUUGCACAAGCUCAGCGCAGAUCUCGAGGCCGACCAGGCCGAGACCGAGGCGGAACUGCUCGCCCAGCUGGACUGCAAGGGCAGCGAUGUCAUGAAGGAGCUGAACAGCCUGCUGCGCGCCCGCAUGCAGCGCACUGCACCCACUCCCAGGGAGCGCAUCAGCGCCAAGCUGCCUGCUCGCGCCACACGCCUGCUGAAUCGCUCCCGGCUGCAGGACCAGCAGCUAACUGGCAACGACUCGGACAACAGUUUGCGCUCCACGCACAGCGGCGCUUCCAGCCGCAAGCGCAGCACCGCUGCCUCGCGCGCCUCCACCGCCUCGUCGACGUCCAGCUUGCAGCGACGCCAGCAGCAGCAUCAGCAUCAGCUAGGUGCAACAUCUGCCUCCAGCUCGAGACGUGCAGCAGGUGGUCUGGCUGGCAACGCGGAGCUGCACAGCUCAUCGGACGAUCUGAUGUUGUAUGACAAGUCCUUCAGGAAUGCCAUGAUUCAGGAUGUGCUGCAGUUCAAGAAGCAGCUGCUGCGCCUACGUCGCAUCCUACAGGAGACGGAGACCCUAAAUCCCUUCGAGAAUGACAAUGUGCAGCUGUUCGCUGCCUGUGGACUGGAUAGCAAGCAGCUAAAUGACAUCGACCUGGCCAGCCUGACCUCGUCCACCACGGAGGAUCCACUGCAGGAGCUAUCGGAUCUACGUAGACAGGUGGUUUACCUUCAGGGUCAAGUGGACGAUCGUGAUCGCACCAUACGCCUGCAGCGCGAUCUCAUUGAGCAGCUGGAGGCGGAGAAGCGACAGGCCACAGAGGGGGACCAGGCCAACAAGGAACGCAUCAGCAUGGCCACCCAAACGGAGCGGACACGUCCACUUGCCAUUGGUGCGGAGGGUUUGUCCAGAAGUAAGCCUGAAUAUACGAGUUAUACCACGCACUUUCCGACGCUCCAUUUGCAUUGCAACGACUCCACGCUGGCAGCCACCACGAUAAUUCGUCACCAGCCACAGCCGCAGCAGCAGCCGCCCCAGCAGCAGCAGCAGACACAAUCAUGCAAUGGCCACAGCACCAAUCACAACAACAACAACAACAACAACAAUUGUCGCGCUCUUAGCCAAACGCGCCGUCACACGAUUAUUUCGACCACGUUGACCAACUACAAUCAGCAGCUGGCCGCCGCGGCCUAUCCACGUCGCGCCUCCAUCGGCUGGGAUGGAGCUGAGACAGUUGCGCCUGCAGUGGUCCAUAAGCCGGUGCGUAUAACGCUGAUUGGUGAGCCGUUGCCGCAACAAAAUGGCGGCUGCCACAAGGCAGCGACGCCGCCAUCACAACAAAAUGGCGUCAAGACGCACUACCUGAAUGGCUGCCAGAGCGGAGCGAACAGCGCGUUGCCGGGCGCCCACUAUCAGCCGUUGUACAACAGCAACAAGAUGACAAACCCAACCGUAACUAUAGUCUGAUUUAGAUACCCUACACUGCAAGCAGCCCCGGAAUACCAGAUACCCUAUAAAAAUACAGGACAAGAAAUGCGCACAAGUGUCAGCAGGCGCUUAGGCAAUAAGCUACAAACUCCAUCGUACAGGAGCAUAGAACAGUUUAAUAUAUGAUUAAAUAUACAUCAUAUACACACACACACACAU
Drosophila hydei is the source of this 5260-nucleotide messenger RNA. RefSeq lists its product as uncharacterized. Bases 608 to 5080 code for a protein of 1490 amino acids. Gene Ontology annotation, biological process: mRNA processing; ubiquitin-dependent protein catabolic process; protein ubiquitination. The transcript is spliced from 12 exons. NCBI's taxonomy places the organism in Eukaryota, Metazoa, Arthropoda, Insecta, Diptera, Drosophilidae. Gene Ontology annotation, molecular function: ubiquitin protein ligase activity. Gene Ontology annotation, cellular component: nucleoplasm; nucleolus; nucleus. The record is from RefSeq and is a predicted model, not a curated record.